AUGAGUUGCCAAGUAGCGGACUACCGCCUAGUAGACACGGAUAGCAGCAGUCCCGACAAGCAGGCGGCUAUGAUUUACCCCGCGGUGAGACCUUCCGCCACUUCGGAACUUGACAUGGGCAGCGACAAGUCCGAGACUUUGAUCGAGCGCAAUGGACGCAGCGACCCGGAGCUGCAGAUGCUGGCGGCCGACGACUUUGAGGUCAUCCGCGUGCUCGGCGUCGGCACGUACGGCGUCGUCAAGCUGGCCAAGCACAAGCCCUCGGGCACCAGCGUCGCGCUCAAGGUGCUGUCAAAAGAGCACGUGGUCACGACGCGCCAGGAGAAGCACAUCUUGAGGGAACGCGCCGUGCACCUGCAGCUGGAGCACCCGCUGGUGGCGAAGCUGCACGGCACUUUCCAGGACGACGACUAUCUGUACUUGGUGCUCGAGUAUCUGCCCGGCGGCGAGCUCUGGAGCCUCGUGUACUCGCACAGUGACGAGCAGGAUGAAGAGGUGAAGACCACGACGCAGUUGAAGGUGCAGGGAUCGAUGAAAGACGCCAGUGACGAGCUCCGCCCUGCCACGCCAGUUAGAGCAGCAACGUCGACGAUGUCCGAGUCGCUGGCACCUAUUCAGACCCGAACGCUGGAUGCGGGAGGCCUGAGCGUUCUACGCAGUGAGUUUGGGGGGUUGAAGGAGGAGUACGCUGUGUUCUACCUGGGCUGUAUCCUCAGUGCGCUUGAGUACCUGCACGACCAGGGGCUGCUCUACCGUGACCUGAAGCUAGAGAACCUUGUGCUGGACAAAGAGGGGUAUCUCAAGAUCUUGGAUUUCGGGUUCGCCAAGCCGGACGCGCAGCGAGCUGAUGAUACUGACGACAGCAGCGAGCAGACCCAGAACGCUCGGAAUCUUACACUAUGCGGGAGUAUGGACUACAUGGCGCCGGAGGUGCUUCUACGCCAGUCGCACGACCACCGCGUGGAUAUCUGGUCAUUUGGUGUCAUUAUGUACGAGAUUCUACUGGGUAAGACGCCAUUCUACCACGAAAACCCACGCGAGCUCGGGCGUAGAAUCACCAACGAGAACGUCGAGUUCCCGAACGAGUUCGAGGAGGAGUGUCCGCUGGCCUGCGACCUCAUCACUCAGCUUCUAGUGAAGAACCCGGACGAACGACUAUCGUCGAUGCAGAAGAUCAAGUCGCACUGGUUUUUCUCGCGAAUGUUCUCGUGUCCUGAGGACUGGCAGCGGUUGCAGCGUCGAGAGUACGACGCUCCGUUCAUCCCGGAGCUCAGCGGGCCCUUCGACACUUCUUUCUUCCAGACCAUUGAUGAUGAUUACCAAGAGGAGCUGGAGGCGGAUGUGGAGCCCUACUUUGAAGAUGGCUCCAACAUCUUUAGAGAUUUCUAGCCGACCAGCUCUCCCAAACCUUCUUCGUCUCCGUAUUCACGUGUUAAACUGACGAUCCAGCUACGACACCAGCCCCGCACUCCCCGACACUCCACGAAUUCUUCGUAUCCCCAUUAAUUUAUCUGGUUAGCACGCCAGCAACGAUAGAAAGAUCAAUUCAAUAGAUAGAACCAACAAAUUAUACC
This is a messenger RNA of Phytophthora sojae, 1574 nucleotides long. RefSeq names its product cyclic AMP-dependent protein kinase-like protein catalytic subunit. The transcript has a single exon. Gene Ontology annotation, cellular component: cAMP-dependent protein kinase complex. Gene Ontology annotation, molecular function: cAMP-dependent protein kinase activity; ATP binding. The coding region runs from base 1 to 1389 and encodes 462 amino acids. The record is from RefSeq and is a predicted model, not a curated record. NCBI's taxonomy places the organism in Eukaryota, Oomycota, Peronosporomycetes, Peronosporales, Peronosporaceae. Gene Ontology annotation, biological process: peptidyl-serine phosphorylation; signal transduction.